AUGGUUAGGAUUGUCGUUGUUGGCGCAGGUGUCGUUGGUUUGACAUCUGCGUUAGAGUUGUUGAAAGACAAAUCCAAUGAAAUCACUAUUGUUGCACAACAAUUUCCUACGGACUAUAACCAUUCAACUAUUUACACCUCACCGAUAGCUGGUGCAAAUUGGCAUUCAUUCGCCCCAAAAGAGGAUAAAUUCACCCAAGAAAUAGAUAUAGUCGGCUACUACAAAUUCAAAGAGCUCUCAAGAAUUCCCGAAUCUGGAGUGACGUCUCGUAAAGAAAAAUUUUAUGUUACCUUGGAUAAGUUCUAUAACGUUUAUUCGGGAAAGAAAAUGCUACCAUGGUAUGCACACGGUGAAUUUGCAAAACUCAUAAAUUUUAGAGAACUCGAAGCAGGUGAGUACAGUAGAGACAAGUUUGCAUAUGGCUUUGAAUUUGAUGGGUUUGUUAUUCGGACAAGCUAUUACAUGACAUACCUAAUCAAUGAGAUGUGGAGACUUAGCGGCAGCUACGAAAUGACUAAUUCAAGGUUUAACUUGCGUCGUAAGAGUAUCAAAAAAUUAUCUGAUGCGUUCGAUCUGCAUCAUAAUGGUAAAGCAGAUUUGGUCGUUAAUUGUACAGGACUAUUGGCACGUGAUUUGGAUGAUAUUGGGAAGAUAGAGAAAACAAAGAUGUAUCCAGUUAGGGGUAUUGUUUACAUUGUAGAAAAUAAUACCGGAAUGAAGGAUAAUACAUUUGUUGAUAUAUUUGACAUUGAACAUCCAGAUGAGAGGAUGUACUUUAUGCCCAGAAGGGAGGGUGAGCUUCUUAUAGGAGGUGUAUUUGAAGAAGAAAAUGAAUCACAGUAUGCUGACCCGGGAUUUUUAGUUCGAUUGGUUUCGAGGUGUAACAAGUAUCUCCCACAAUUUGACUGGGAUAACAUAAAAGUGAUUAGAACACAAGUCGGCUAUAGACCAUUCAGGAAAGGUGGGUAUAGAAUUGAAAAGGUAGGUGACAUAGUUCAUUGUUAUGGUAUGGGUGCUGCCGGUUUUCAAUCAAGUUGGGGAAGUGCAAACAAGGUUGUAGGUCUUGUAUCCGGUUCAAAACCGAUUAAAAGUAAAUUUUAA
Messenger RNA from Pichia kudriavzevii, 1101 nucleotides. RefSeq lists its product as uncharacterized. The record is from RefSeq and is a predicted model, not a curated record. Gene Ontology annotation, molecular function: D-amino-acid oxidase activity; FAD binding. The coding region runs from base 1 to 1101 and encodes 366 amino acids. NCBI's taxonomy places the organism in Eukaryota, Fungi, Ascomycota, Pichiomycetes, Pichiales, Pichiaceae. The transcript has a single exon.